Microbotryum saponariae is the source of this 3900-nucleotide messenger RNA. The record is from the annotation of a GenBank genome assembly. NCBI's taxonomy places the organism in Eukaryota, Fungi, Basidiomycota, Microbotryomycetes, Microbotryales, Microbotryaceae.
AUGGCAUCGGGAGCGACCGCUCGACCGGACUAUGUCCAACUCGAGACGCAUUACAACGGCAUAUACGUGUGCGUACUUGAACUGGACUCUGCAUGAAUUCAGGAAUCUCUGCCGCGGCGCUUGACUGGAGACGGCCGCCUGUUUCAGCUGGCGGGGCGGGGAGGCAAUUAAUUUGACCCGUGCGGGGGUGACCACGAGCAAUGACGAUGGAGCGUGACGCCGACUUCGAGACCCACCGGAACUUUCUCGAAACCAUCCCGUCCGAUCUCAUGUACACCGUGCCAUCAUGGACACCUCGUAGCAGACCAAGCUCACCUGCUCGUCUGGUUCACAGGUUCGUGGCUUACGUGAUUGCCGUGGUCGGCGCCUGGACGACGUUGGAGCUUCUUCUGAGACGAACCGGUGGUUCCGCGAAAUGGAAUGCCGUCCUUCUUGUCGGUGCAGGCGUUUCAUUCGGAUCCACAGCGACAUGGGGUAUGCACUUUGUAAGUUGCACCACAGAAUUGGUGAUGGGGUCGCUGCUGCGCAAGCGAGCGCAGGAACACCGAGACGAAUCUCGGAGAUGGGGCUCGCUCUCUUCCUCAUCAGGUUUCUCGCGAACGGGCGGAACUGUGCGGACUUGUACUGAUCGCUAUCACUGCAUUGUGUUGAUUCCUUUUACUCUUAACAGGUGGGUAAUCAAGCGGUUACAUUGCACUACCCUCCGCCUUCGAGCGAGCCGCCGAGGCCUCUCUCGUACAAUGUCGGCUACACCUUGCUAUCGCUGGUCGUGGCAUGCCUGUCGAUGGUGAUCGCAUUCUCUUUCAUCGGUCUGCGCCUCGAUGGACGUCGCAAGAACCGAAGUGGCAGCGACGUCGGACAGACUGAUGAAGAAUACGAGUACGUUCUCGGGACCCCCGAGCUCGAGCUCGAGGUUUCAAAAUCAAGAAUAUCCCGAGGGGACGACAAGGCACGUAGUGAGCCGCCAGAGAGGGCCACCGCAGGGCUCCCGGGUGGAGCCGAAACAGCUCACCCAUCCGACACGACCCCUAAGCACGGCGUGUCCAAGCUGUCACACAUCUCCUUACCGGGUCGGACAAAGGGACGAGGCUCCAGGAAGCAGUCGAACAAGAAUUUGGACGAGGAGGAAGACGACGGAGAGUUCGGUGUCGUGCCCGCUUCAGUCUCUGUUGUUGGAGUGGCCAAGAUCCUUGGUGCGGGAUGUAUUUGUGGUGGUGGGAUCGCCGCGAUGCGUGAGUUUUUCGUCUUCCUCGACGAUUCUUCUGCCCAGCCUUGCGAGUACAAAGUUUGACUUUCGAGUUUUCACUCCAUAGAUUACGUCGGCCAGCUCGCUAUUAAUAGGUUUGUGCAUGGCGACUUCUUUGGAAAUUCCUUGGGAAUGACAGGCUGAAAGGCGUCGACGUUGCUCACAGUGUGCCUCGGGUUACCAACACCCCGUAUCUCAUCUUCCUUUCCAUCCUGAUUGCCAUGGUCGCCGUCUCGGUUGGACUGUUCUUGCUGUUUGUCGUACUCCGGCCCAAACUGGAACAUCGGUGGUACAAGCGUGCCGGCAUCGCCAUGAUUCUCGCCGUUGGCACAACCUUAAUGCAUUUCGGUGAGCUGGGCGCAAUCUACUCAAAAUCCGGCCUGAAUGUCAGCAUGUACUUACACCAGAGAAUCCACAUUCCUUCAGUCGCUCUUCUUGGCACACAGUAUUACGCCAUUCAGGGUUUGACGUCGAAACCAGCGACCACUUCACGGAAUUUGAUUCGUAAGUCCACCAACCGUGCCUGCGUUUCUGCCCCGAGGUUUCCCAUUCAGUAUUGACCCACCAUCACCUCAUCUGUGUGCUUGUAUAGUUGCCCUCGUCUCGGUCGUCGCACCCGUAUGCUGUCUCUCCCUGUUGGUCUUUGCCGUCAUCGGCCAGCAGCGAUUGCUUCGACGAAUGGCUGCCCGUCAACGCAUCGUCGUCGCUACCGCCGUCUGGGACGGCCACGGUCGCCUUUUGGUGCGCGAGGCAGACGGCCUCCUCCCUUCUUCCACUCUGUUUCCCAAGGCCGAAAAGUCGAAACCGACGGGCUUUCUCGAGUGGCUUGGCUUGCGCAAUCGAUUGUCCCUCGAGUCGUCCAACAAGAAGCUCGGACGUUUCGACCACGCCUUUGUCGCCCUCUUGCGUGCCUCGUGGGCCUGGAAGGAGCAAUCGCUCGCAACGGUCACACGAGUUGGUUCCGAGGUUGGUGCAACUCAUGGUGCGCGAAGAGGUUCGACCACCUCUAGCCAAGCCGACGUUCAUGCUCGAGACUACGGCGCGAGGGAAUUUGUCGCACAAGCUGCCUCGGCGCCGCUUGGCCGUCCUUCGUUGCCGGUCGACCUGGAAACCGAUGAUCAGGACGAGGGGCACUACGGUCUGAAGAGCCAGGAAGGUGGUUUCGAUGAUGAUGCAUACCAUCGUAUGCGUAGCGCCGUUUUGGGGUUCGAAGUAGCGGGGCGAGAGAUUGCGACCGAGCUCGUUGGCUCGCCCGUGCUGUCCGCCAACGGCGUCUUGUUUGAUCAGAUUCUCAACACGUGAGUUGCCAAGUUCUCGACUCAUGGGCGAGUUUUCUUUUGCUGACGUUCCGCUUCGUUGCUGUAGAGGUCACUUUGAGGUCUCAUCACGCGACUCGGGCGACAGAUUUACCGUCACCCAAGGUCAACUGUUGAUGUUGACGCGCCGGAUACGGUCGAGGGCCGAGCGGGAUGCGCUCUUGGCCAGGAGCUACACGUUCGUCGAACCCGCGGCAGCGGCCCGAGUGACAGCGACGGCGUUCGCAGUGCCGACCGACCGAGUUUACGACCACUUCCGUGACGCCCAUCGCUUUGCCCGUUUCAUGAGUCCAAGGCGAUACACCCGCGGCCGGCUCUAUGGAGCGGCAUUGGUCGUUCAGGUGCGUUGAUUUGCACGUGUUUGACAUGCAGCGUGAAGCGAUUACUGAUUGGAUGCUAGCACAACGUACUCCCGCACAGGCCUUGCCGGGAGAAGGUCUACAGCUCGUCGUUGACGAGAAGCAACACCAUUCACUCCCGAUGGUUGAGCUGGCCUCGCUUGUUCGAUCGAGUGGGGAGAGGGUGUGGAAACAGCAUACUUCGCUGCCUCUGGCGACCCUCGAUGGGAUGCUUGAGACGGUGAGGCAGCUCCAAGGGCGUACAUUGCUCGAGCUCGUUCAAUCCACGACACCGUUCACGCCCGAGUCGGCGCAAAUCCAUUCUCUACUGGUCCAUAUGCUGCGCCCCUUCCUCGACCGCGUCUUCUCCUCCGAAUGCAUGGAUUUUCUCUUGCCGCGCCUUGUCGUCAUUCCCACUCUGAUCCCCUUAACAACUCACCAAGGACCGAUUUACGGCGCGGACGGGUUGACCGCGGAUGCCUACCUCGUCUGCCUCAAGGCCGUCGUCCCAUCGGCCGUAAAUCUCGCUAAGGCGCCGCUGAACUGGAUCCCGUACUCUCUUCACAAGGCUCAAAAUGACUGCAUCGCUCGCUACGAGCGACAACGUCGAGCCAAGUCGAAUCUUGCUGCAGAAACGACGCAGCACGAUUCGUCCUCGACAGCUGGCUCGGGUUCGGCUUCGGGUUCGGUCGAAUCGCCAUCAAGGGGGCAUAUCAACCAAGGUUUCUCCAAUGUCACGACCGUAUUGAGAAAGGCGGAUGCGUCAAACCCGGCCAGGCGGGAAUCGAUUCACAGUCAUACGAGCGAUUAUGGCGAUACGACCGAUUUCGAUGAGGAAGCCGGAGAAGACGUGGCUGACGAAGCGCUCGAGCGUCAGCUCUUGGGUUUGCCGGCUUUCAACGCCAAUUUUGUCGAGGACUUGAUCCGAGGCGGGACGGUAUCGAACAAUUUGGCUUUACCGAUCGAGCAGCUUCGUCAGAGCAGUAAGCGGAAAUUGUGA